Neohortaea acidophila is the source of this 2545-nucleotide messenger RNA. Its product is annotated as putative 1,2-alpha-mannosidase. Gene Ontology annotation, molecular function: mannosyl-oligosaccharide 1,2-alpha-mannosidase activity; calcium ion binding. NCBI's taxonomy places the organism in Eukaryota, Fungi, Ascomycota, Dothideomycetes, Mycosphaerellales, Teratosphaeriaceae. Bases 173 to 2260 code for a protein of 695 amino acids. The transcript is spliced from 2 exons. The record is from RefSeq and is a predicted model, not a curated record. Gene Ontology annotation, biological process: N-glycan processing; carbohydrate metabolic process. Gene Ontology annotation, cellular component: endoplasmic reticulum; membrane.
CUGUCGCGCUUCAAUCCUGUCGCAAAGCAUCUCCCUCGACCCCACGACUCCCUCCAUCACCCUUUGUUGGACCACGCCGCCUCCGUCCCUCACACAACGAGAAGAGCAGACUCGAGCACGCAUGGGACCCCACCGAUCACAUCAAACGCCACGCUAAGCGAAGGGGCCGGCCAUGUCUAGUUAUGCACCUCCAAGUCAAAAUGGUUGGCCCACCCAGCGACAUUUCGACGCCCAACCCGGCCCAUCCUCACACUCGACUCUUCCCGGCCAUUCGCGCGGCAACGGUAGCAUCGGGGCCAAGGUAUCGGGCCUCUUCGCCCCCGAUCGAAGUCAAGAGUUGCCGAUGUACAAGGACAAACCCACGUCGUAUUGGGCGAAGACGGGGGGCCCGAGAGCGAGAGCGCCAUGGAUGCUGCAACGAAGAACAGUCGCGGUGGCGUUGACCACGCUGGCACUCCUCAGCUGGUGGUUUGGCAUCCUCUCACCCUUGCACUGGUUUGCGGGCGAUGGCAGAAAACCCCCAUCCGCCAAAACGUGGGCUGCAAGGGCGGAGCAGGUGCGCGACACGUUCAAAAUAUCCUUUGCGGGCUACGAAGCGAAUGCUUGGGGGUUUGACGAGUACCAUCCCGUCAGCAAGUCGGGGCGACAGAUGACGCAGACCGGCCUGGGAUGGAUCAUCGUCGACGCCCUGGACACGAUGAUGUUGAUGAACCUCACCACCGAGGUGGCGCAUGCACGUCAGUGGAUCCACGACCAUCUCGAUUACGACCAAGAUCACGAUGUGAAUACGUUUGAGAGCACCAUCCGUAUGCUCGGCGGCCUGCUGUCCGCUCAUUACUUGACCACCGAGUUCAAAGGUCUCUACGCGCCCGUCCACGAUGGGCUCAGCGAUGACAUGUACAUUGAAAAGGCGACCGAUCUCGCCGAUCGCCUUCUGGGUGCUUACACCUCCAAUUCCGGUGUGCCCUAUGCCAGCGUCAACCUGCACACUCGACAAGGCAUCCCCUCGCACACCGAUGGCGGCGCCUCUUCCACUGCCGAGGCCACUUCCGUCCAGCUGGAGAUGAAAUACUUGGCCAAAUUGACGGGCGAGGAUCUCUUUUGGGAGAAAUCCGAGGCCGUCAUGAAAGUCAUCGACGACAACAACCCACAAGCAGGUCUUGUCCCGAUAUUCAUCAGUGCCGAUCGGGGCACAUUCGUGGGCGAUAAUGUGCGACUCGGCAGCCGGGGCGACAGCUAUUACGAAUACCUCAUCAAGCAAUACUUCCAGACUUCCAAGGAAGAGCCGGUGUAUCAAGCCAUGUGGAAUGAUUCCCUGGCCGGCAUCAAAGACCACCUCAUCACGUACAGCUACCCCUCCAACUUUACCCUAAUCGCUGAACGGCCGUCAGGCUUGGGUGGGGGCCCCUCGGCGAAGAUGGACCACUUGGUCUGCUUCAUGCCCGGAACCCUUGCCCUCGCCACGACCGGCGGCCUGACCCUCGCAGAAGCUCGUAAGCAGCCGACGUGGACUCAGCAACAGGAAGACGACAUGAGGCUAGCAGAAGAGCUGACAAACACCUGCUGGGGCAUGUACAUGGCUACGGACACCGGGCUGGCCGGCGAAAUUACCCACUUUCACCUCCACAGUCCCCCACUCAUGUACAACGACUUCAACGCCAGACCCGAGCUGCGACCCCAUUGUCCGCCCGACUUUGACAAAAUCUACCCCGGCCACGACUUUGCUGGGCGUGACGACUACAUCAUCAAAGGCAUGGACGCGCACAACCUGCAGCGGCCCGAGACGGUGGAGAGCCUGUUCUACAUGUGGCGCAUCACUGGCGACCAGAAGUAUCGCGAGUGGGGAUGGAAGAUGUUCCAGAAUUUCGUGCGGUGGACGGAUGUCGGGGAUGGAUCGGGGUAUUCCAGCCUGAACAGCGUGCUGCAGAAGCCGCCGACUUUCCGGGAUAAUAUGGAGAGUUUCUGGCUGGCCGAAACGCUGAAAUACUUCUACCUCCUCUUCUCCUCCAACGACAUCCUCCCCCUCACCGACGUCGUCUUCAACACCGAAGCGCAUCCCUUUCCGCGAUUCCACCUGGGCAAGCUCUUCAAGACGGGCUGGCAGCGGAAGGCGCGCGACUCCAAUGGGAACUUCAUCCCAGAAGCACAGCAGGGAGCGACGGAGGUUACCACAGUCACGCAGACGCUGGAAAAGGAGCCGGGCGUGACGGCGACGACGACGGUCGAAAUCGCGGGGUUGGCGACUCCGCCAGCAGUUUAACGGCCUGCCCUUGUUGGCAUUUGAUACCCAGUGCGCGUCGAGUGACGGCCGGUAUGUUAUACCAUGUACAUCUAGUUCGUUCCGCGAAUGUUGUCGUUGCAUUUAGCAGGUUGGUAGUGCGAUUAUCGCUUGACGUUAUCAUCAGCUAGUUCGAUCAUGGCCCCCAGCGCUUAGUUAUCUGUGACCAAUCUUCAGUAGGGAUCAUAAGAGCUGCUCUGGAGAGAUGUAUAUUUGACGUAGUGCAUAUAACAAAAGGCGUCGGUUGUGAGAGUCAGCGCGGUAGGG